Molecule: messenger RNA, 1465 nt
Organism: Saccostrea cuccullata (small rock oyster)
Lineage: Eukaryota; Metazoa; Mollusca; Bivalvia; Ostreida; Ostreidae
Exons: 2
Coding region: 31-1359 (442 amino acids)
Source: RefSeq, a predicted model, not a curated record
UUCCGGUAAGGUUACGAAGCGAAGAAAAACAUGGGGAAAUAUUAUUGUUGUGUCACGAAAUGUCACAAUUUUAGUGGCAGGGUUGGUUCAUUUGGAAGGCAAGUAACUUUACAUAAACUUCCUAAAGAAGUGUACACAAGACGUGCGUGGAUUCGCUUGAUCAGUAGAAAAAACUGGAAGCCAACUAGUUAUACUCGUGUGUGCUCAGAUCAUUUCAAAGAUGGUGUCGGGCCAACUUCCCAGGACAGAAAUAAAAUACCGAGCGAAAACUUGCCUCAAAAACAGAAAAAGAUCCUCGUAAGAAGAGAUCCACCCAAGAGAACAUGCAGUGGCCCAGAACGUGUAGACACUUUAGUUAAUACCACAGGCAAAGCAGGGAUAUUGCAUCACCAUUCGUAUUCUGCUAGUGAAUUGGUUGAUUUGAUGGCACAUGAAGAACCCAGUGGACCAGGAAAUAUGUCCAAAGAGACCCAAACCUUUUCACAGUCCUUAGUGUCUGUUGGAAUAGAUACCAACCUACCGGAGAUUACGAUUGAGUCUAUACAACAUUCUAAUGAGUUGAUGAUGUUUUACACAGGAAUGACUGACAGUGAUACUUUUUUCGCAUUAUUUUAUUCGCUUAUGGAACAAGGAGCCGACAAGCUGUCAACAGAGGUUUUGGGCACAAUGAAUAACAAUAAGUUAGGUCGUAAAAGAAAACUGAGAAGGGUAGAUGAAUUUUUGUUAGUGAUGAUGAGACUUAGAUUAGGAUUACUGUUAAAAGAUCUUGAAUUCCGUUUUAAACUGUCUUCAAGUGCUGUGUCAAAAAUUUUCAAUUCCUGGAUACUUUUUAUGUAUGAGUGCAUGCAAUCUCUUGUUUUUUUGCCAGAGCUUGAAGUUUUGAAGCUACAUGUUCCUAAAUGUUUCAAAAAUUUUUCAGACACACGUGUAGUUUUAGACUGCACUGAGAUUUUCAUCCAGAGUCCAUCUUCUUUAGAAAACAAGUCCCUGACUUUUUCUAAUUACAAAUCACACGACACAUUCAAAGCAUUGGUUGGAGUAAGUAUGACAGGGGUUGUAGUUUUUAUUUCAAAACUCUGGCCAGGAUCAGCUUCUGAUGUUGAAAUUACUAGAAAUUGUGGUUUGAUACAUCUUCUUAUGAGAGGAGAUGCAGUCAUGGUUGACAAAGGUUUUAUUCAUAUAGCUAAAGAUUUCAAAUGUAAAGGUGUUAAACUUUAUUGUCCGCCUUUUAAAUCAGAACUCCAGUUUAGUAGGGGUGAAGUAGAAACUACUCGUAGAAUAGCUUCAGCGAGAAUUCAUGUAGAACGCAAGAUGGAACAGAUAAAGAAUUUUAGAAUUUUACAGGGUAUUAUGCCUUGAGCAAUAAGUGACUUUGCUGACCAAAUAUUCUUUGUGUGUACUGCUCUUACCAACCUUCUACCACCCCUGGUGUCUGAAUAAAUUACUGGUACUUACGCUUUGUCAG